CUACAUUGCACAUUGUAUCACCUGUGAUACAACUAAAACAUAUAGUGAUUACUGCUAUUUAUCAACAGUUAAUAUGUUGGUAGUUGUCUUGUUAUCUUUGUUAUAUAUUUCUAGAGAUUAUGUUAUCUAUACUUCUUAACCGCCAAAUUGAAUGAUACCACGAUUUUUGAUAAAAUUAAUCAGUGAUAAAAAAUCUAGAAUAGUGAUUUUUAAAAAUCAUAUAUUUUUGGUUUACAAUGUUAUUGAAUGCUUAAAAAAUAUUUAUAAAUUGUGUAUAACAUCUGUAUUUAACGUUUUUGUUGUUGAAACCCAAAUUAGUAGUAAGUAUACAGUUAUUUUCGGAUGUUUUUAAAUGUAUCACCUGUGAUACACUGUGCAGUAAUGACAUACUUGGACUUACAUAUUUACCUAUAUUUUUAUAAUUGUAUUAUUUAUAUUUUACAAUAUUAUUUUAUUUAGAAAUGAGAGUAUUAAAAAAAGGCUUAACUGAUGAGGAAUUAGUUGAACUGUUAGAUUGGAAUAUUAGUGAUGAUGACCAAGAUGGGUCUGAUAUAGAAGAUUUAGAUGACUUAAAUGAUAUUGUUGAAUUGUUUGAUAAUGAUGAAAUUCCUUUAAUAAUAAAUAAUGACAAUGAAGUUACAAAUGACUUAGAUAUUCUCAAUUUACCAGUAGAUUUUGGUGAAACCCAGCUAGAUUUUACUGAAAGGUCAGAAAGUACUUAUAACUUACCUACUGAAAAUCAACCAAAUAAUGUAACCAUACAAAGUAGAUCUAAAGAUGAACAGAAACUUUUAAAAAAUAAAUUAUCAAAAUUAAAUUGGAAAGAACCAAAUUUCUGUCCUGAACCAUUUAAUUAUGUUACUUAUAUGAUAAGUAUAUUGUUUUUUUUAAGGAUGUUAUUUAUAUAAAAAGUUUAUUGUUUUAUUUUAAUUUGUAUUUGAUUGAAUAAAUUUCAUUUUUUUCAUUUAA
Molecule: messenger RNA, 969 nt
Organism: Rhopalosiphum padi (bird cherry-oat aphid)
Lineage: Eukaryota; Metazoa; Arthropoda; Insecta; Hemiptera; Aphididae
Exons: 2
Coding region: 462-908 (148 amino acids)
Source: RefSeq, a predicted model, not a curated record